This is a messenger RNA of Camelina sativa (false flax), 1037 nucleotides long. The record is from RefSeq and is a predicted model, not a curated record. NCBI's taxonomy places the organism in Eukaryota, Viridiplantae, Streptophyta, Magnoliopsida, Brassicales, Brassicaceae.
GCCGCUUCUAGGAUCUAUAUAUUCUAAUGGCGGACCAGCCAUCAGCAAUGGCUUCUUACCUCAUAAAGUCAUGCUCACUACUAGUCCUAUUAAGCUCAUCAAUGGCUUUGUCGCUGAUCCUUCUAACAACACUGGACAAAGCGAGAUAGUUCAGGUUGAAAACGGUGGCUACGUGGAUGAAACUAAACUCGAAACGAGUUCUGGUCAUUGUCCUGAAUCAGCUCACCAAUAUGAGAAUGGAAAUGGUCGAUGUUUCUCUAAGGAAUCUGAAUCUUGUAGCAGUUCACAGGCUAGCUCAGAAGGUGGAACUUUAGAAAUGGAGUCAGAGCUCACAGUUUCCUCUCAAAGGGAAGAGGAAAAAGCCGAGACAAAUCUCAAAGAAUCAUCAAAGCCAAAGAUUUUGCUUGUUGAAGAUAAUAAGAUCAACAUCAUGGUUGCAAAGUCGAUGAUGAAACAGUUAGGCCAUACCAUGGAUAUUGCUAAUAAUGGAGUUGAAGCCAUAAACGCGAUUAAUCGCUCUAGCUACGAUUUGGUACUCAUGGAUGUGUGCAUGCCGGUUUUGGAUGGUUUAAAAGCUACAAGACUGAUCCGUUCAUAUGAAGAAUCUGGGAACUGGAAUGCUGCUAUAGAAGCCGGAGUAGAUAAAGAGAUACUGGAGAAUGAGCAAGUUUGUGUGCGAUCCACAAACCGGCUGCCUAUAAUCGCGAUGACGGCAAAUACGUUAGCAGAGAGUUCAGAAGAAUGUUAUGCAAAUGGUAUGGACUCGUUUAUUUCAAAACCUGUAACGUUGCAAAAACUGAGAGAGUGUUUACAACAGUAUUUGCAUUAAAAACUUCAGAGUUUGGUGUUUAGUAGGUUUAGUGGUUGUGUUUGUAUAUAUAAUGUGUAGGGAAAAAGUUUUGGAGAGCUACGAAGUAGUUUCCUCUCUUAGAGAUGUACAGUUUAAUAAAUAAAAUAAAUAAAAAGCUUGUCUUCUUUAUUUAUUUGUGGGAAAUAUAUGGCGAGAGAAACGAGAAAACAUUGUCGUUUCCACCAUU